CUUUUUCAACUAUUACUAUCGAGUCUUUGCCCUGUCGCUUAUUACUUCUUGCAGCUGUUUUUAGAUUCCUGUUGUGACAUUGAAUACACGAAUAGGCACCCCACACUACCUCCUUCCCACCUCUAUUGCUUCUGUGUGCAUGGGAAGAGGAGCAGGAGCAAAAGCAGGAUGACAGGCCCGCCCGGCAAAGGGAACCAACUGAUAUUUUUUUAGAAUACUGGAAACUCCGCCAAACUCAGCGCAAUGAAGCGAGCUCUCCUUCCUUUUCGUGUUCUUCUUCUGCCGAGUUCGCUCUUGUUCUUUUUUUUCUCUCAUCAUCUCCAACCAACCCCCAUAAAUCCGUUCAUCUACUCUCUCUUUGGAACUUUUUCUUCUAUUCAAUACUCGAAAUGGCUGACCAUCACGAAGACGAUUUUGCUCCUACCCAAACUGCUGGCUACAAGGUCGGUGAAAAGAAGACCAUGGAGGAAUAUCAAAACCUGGACGCGCAGGACGAGUCCUUGAACAAGUGGAAGGAGUCUCUCGGUUUGAAGGGUGGUGCCGCUGCUCCCAGUGACGAUCCUCGCCGAGUUGUUGUCGAAUAUAUUGCCCUUGAAGUCGAGGGCCGUGAAGAUGUCCGGGUCGACUUGUCCACGGCUGAGGCUCUUGAAAAAUCAAAGUCCACGCCUUUCACCAUCAAGGAAGGUGUCGAGUACCGUAUGAAGGUCAAGUUCCGAGUUCAGCAUGAAGUUGUCUCGGGUCUGAAGUAUUUGCAAGUCGUCAAGCGCAAGGGUGUCCGAGUUGACAAGACCGAGGAAAUGAUCGGUAGUUACGGUCCUGCUGCCGAGGCCUAUGAAAAGAAGUUCCAGCUCGAAGAAGCUCCUUCUGGUAUGCUUGCCCGUGGCCACUAUGAGGCUAAGAGCAAGUUCAUUGACGAUGACAACGCUACCCACAUGGAGUGGAGCUGGUCCUUCGAUAUCAAGAAGGAUUGGUAAACGGGCAUAGUCUUCUCUCUCUCUCUCUCUCUUCCUUUUUUUAUAUCUCAUUGCCCAACCCCCCUUUGUCAUACCAAUGUCUUUUACAACACACACGCACAGUCCCACACACAUUCCUGCCUAUUUCCUCUUUCUUGUUUGUACAAGUUUUUCCAAAUCCCAAAUAAAAAGUGAUAUCCUCUAACUAACCCGCACCUCGCCAUUGAAAAGCUAAUCUGGAUCUGUCAAUUCGAUUGCUAUUUGUAGGUGUG
Molecule: messenger RNA, 1225 nt
Organism: Zychaea mexicana
Lineage: Eukaryota; Fungi; Mucoromycota; Mucoromycetes; Mucorales; Lichtheimiaceae
Product: immunoglobulin E-set
Exons: 8
Coding region: 390-974 (194 amino acids)
Biological process (GO): Rho protein signal transduction
Cellular component (GO): membrane; cytosol; cytoplasm
Molecular function (GO): protein binding; Rho GDP-dissociation inhibitor activity
Source: RefSeq, a predicted model, not a curated record